AUGAACAAGACAGAGAAAUUGGGCCAAAAGCAAGUGAAUUAUUCGGAUGCUUCGAUCCUGGAAAAGAUAAACAACAUACGAUACGACCCGAUAAAUGAUAUUGGUAUAUAUCCACGAACAAAUGAUGAUGAAGAACUUGUUGUAAAAAGACUGAGUGAUACCGAUUUUAGAAAACUUGUUCAAUCACUUAAUGUUGAACAAAAAGAGUUUUUUUACCAUGUACUGAACUCUGUCAAAACUGAUAAGCUGCCAAUGAGACUGUUUUUAAGCGGAGGUGCUGGUGUAGGUAAAAGUACUGUCACUAAUGCUUUGUAUGAAGCUCUCAUAAGAUACUUAAAUUCUCAACCUCAGAAUGAUCCUGAUGAUGUCAGUGUUGUAAAAGUAGCCCCAACAGGCAAAGCUGCUUUCAACAUAAGAGGAAAUACACUUCAUUCCGCCUUUAAAAUUCCUGCAAACAGAGGAUUCAAUUAUUGUACACUAGAUAGAGACAGAUUGAAUACAAUAAGAUCUCAGUUACAGAGAAUGCAAGUUAUUUUUAUUGACGAGAUAUCUAUGGUAGGAAGUGCUAUGUUUAAUUUUCUUGACUUACGAUUGCAACAAAUCAUGGGUACAAAAGAACCAUUUGGCGGUCUUAGCAUAAUAACAGUUGGCGACUUAUUUCAACUGAAACCCGUGUUCGAUAAUUGGAUAUUUGAGAAUUCAAAGGAUGGUUAUGCUGCAUUAGCAACAAAUCUCUGGCAAAAAUAUUUUCAAAUGUUUGAAUUAUCUGAGGUUAUGAGACAAAGGGAAGACAAAGAAUUUGCUGAAAUUUUAAAUCGUAUAAGAGAAGGAAAUCAUACUGAAGCUGACAUUGAAGUUUUGAAAGAAAGAAUUUUAAACAUUAGUCCACAACAUCCUGAUUAUCCAAUAUCUUUAACCCAUUUAUUCAGUACUAAUAUGGCAGUUGAUCAACAUAAUCAUGACGUUUUCCAGAAAUCUUCAAACGAGAAGGUCGACAUUAAAGCAAUAGACAUUGUACUUGGAGAUUUAUCUGACGACUUAAAAGAAAGACUCAAAAAACAAAUCCCAAACGAUCCUUCGAAAACCAUGGGCUUGUACUCAGUAUGUUCAAUACUUAAGGAAGCAAAAUAUGACCUCACGACAAACGUGUCAGUUUUAGAUGGUAUGACUAAUGGUGCUGAAUGUAUCAUCAAGAAAAUCGAUUACCGAGUAGAAGGUUCAUCAAGACCAAGUAUUAUCUGGGUUUUAUUUCAAGAACAACAUAUUGGGAAUGAUUAUCGCAGAGAAUACUCUUAUCUUUACAAUCAAAGUAUAGAAAAAAAUUGGGUUCCAAUUCUUGAGGUAAAAAGACAGUUUACAAAAAAUAAAAUACAAGUUCUUCGCAGACAGUUUCCUUUAAGACCAUCUGCAGCCAAAACUAUUCACCGUUGUCAAGGAGAUACAUUAAAUGAAGCGGUUGUUGACCUUCCAUCGUUAAAGCGAGAGCAUAUGCAUUACGUUGCUCUUAGCAGACUUAGAAGCAUUUUGGGAUUACAUAUUCUUAAUCUGAACGAAAAGAAAAUAGCUGUGAGCAGGAAGGUACAAGAAGAAAUGACAAGACUAAGACAAAAUUCUGUACUUAAAAGUCAUCUUCCAUUUCUCUAUAAAGAUACUAGUGAGACAUUUAAAAUAUUAUUCCAGAAUGUGAGAUCAUUACAUCUUCACGUUGCUGACGUUGCGAGUGAUUAUAAUGUAAAAGCAGCAGAUAUUAAUAUAUUUGUGGAAACUGCUCUAUGUAGUAAUGACAACAAUGAAUUGUAUCAGAUUCCAGGAUUUCGACUAUUCAGAAAUGACUUCAUCCCACAUGGUACUAGAACACCUUACGGAACUGCUGCUUACGUAAAAGACAAUAUACAACUCAUCUUAGAACCUUCAAGGUGCAACUAUAAUCAUGUAGAAAUGACAUUACUCAAAGUAAACCAACCAGUCAAUAAUUUACAUGUUGUAGGAAUUUAUCGCUCUAAAUCAAAAGUAAAAAUUUCAAUGUUCGUAGAUGCUUUAAAACAUUUGCACUCCACGUAUAUAAAUGAUCCAAAUACUCCUGUUAUCAUCCUUGGUGAUUUUAAUGUUAACCUUUUUGAAAAUGCAUCCGACAAAAAUACACUUUCUAAAUAUUUAAUCGAAGAAAAGCAAUACGUGCAACUUAUUAGCCAAGUGACGACUGACUAUAAAACACAAAUUGAUCACAUAUACACUAAUAUCCCUGAAAGAGUAAAAAGUAGUGGUGUUUUAGAAUCGUACUUUAGCGACCAUAAGCCUAUUUUCGUGACACUUAUUUGA
Molecule: messenger RNA, 2319 nt
Organism: Paramuricea clavata
Lineage: Eukaryota; Metazoa; Cnidaria; Anthozoa; Malacalcyonacea; Plexauridae
Source: the annotation of a GenBank genome assembly